AUGUUGUCGGUCGCUGCCCGCUCGGGCCCGUUCGCGCCCGUCCUGUCGGCCACGUCCCGCGCGGUGGUGGGCGCGCUGCGGCCCCUGGGGCAGCCCGCGCUGCCCGCCGCCUCGGAGCCGCUGGUGCUGGACGGGAAGCGGCCCUUCCUCUGCCGGGAGUCGCUGAGCGGCCAGGCCGCGCGCCGGCCUCUGGUCGCCGUCGUGGGCCUCAACGUCCCUGCUUCGGUUCGUUAUUCCCAUACAGACGUCAAAGUGCCCGACUUCUCUGACUAUCGCCGCGCUGAGGUGUUAGACAGCACAAAGUCGUCAAAGGAGAGCAGCGAGGCCAGAAAGGGUUUCUCCUACUUGGUGACCGCGACGACGACAGUGGCCGUCGCGUACACUGCCAAGAAUGUCGUCUCCCAGUUUGUCUCCAGCAUGAGCGCCUCUGCGGACGUGUUGGCCAUGUCGAAAAUCGAGAUCAAGUUAUCUGACAUCCCGGAAGGCAAGAACAUGGCUUUCAAGUGGAGGGGCAAGCCCCUGUUUGUGCGUCACAGAACCAAGAAGGAGGUUGACCAGGAGGCCGCAGUGGACGUGUCCCAGCUGAGGGACCCACAGCACGAUUUAGAACGAGUGAAGAAACCUGAGUGGGUCAUCCUGAUAGGUGUUUGCACACAUCUUGGCUGUGUGCCCAUUGCAAAUGCAGGAGAUUUUGGUGGUUAUUACUGCCCUUGCCAUGGGUCCCACUAUGACGCAUCUGGCAGGAUCCGGAAGGGACCUGCACCUCUCAACCUUGAGGUUCCCUCCUAUGAGUUCACCAGUGACGACAUAGUGGUUGUUGGCUAGGACCUGAGCCGAGUCGUAGGCUCUUUCUGUCUCCAUGUCACCUCAGCAGGGUUACUAGAGCAGGUCUUCUGUACUUCAAGUUGUUGAUUUGGAACAUUUAAGCUUUGCUGACAAUGUAUUUGCUAAUGUUAAUGUGAAGUAAAUCGAAUCUAAUGUUGAAUACCUUUGGGCAUUCACCUAAUAAAGCCACUGUUAAGUGUUGUGGGCGUGAAGACUUGAAAGGCGCAGUGUCUUUGACAGUUACUUCCAAUUAAAGUCGCUGGCUGGUGCACAAGA
Messenger RNA from Molossus molossus (Pallas's mastiff bat), 1101 nucleotides. RefSeq names its product cytochrome b-c1 complex subunit Rieske, mitochondrial. The transcript has 2 exons. Gene Ontology annotation, biological process: mitochondrial electron transport, ubiquinol to cytochrome c. Lineage: Eukaryota; Metazoa; Chordata; Mammalia; Chiroptera; Molossidae. Bases 1 to 825 code for a protein of 274 amino acids. The record is from RefSeq and is a predicted model, not a curated record. Gene Ontology annotation, cellular component: membrane. Gene Ontology annotation, molecular function: quinol-cytochrome-c reductase activity; 2 iron, 2 sulfur cluster binding.